Molecule: messenger RNA, 621 nt
Organism: Dermatophagoides pteronyssinus (European house dust mite)
Lineage: Eukaryota; Metazoa; Arthropoda; Arachnida; Sarcoptiformes; Pyroglyphidae
Product: DNA-directed RNA polymerases I, II, and III subunit RPABC1-like
Source: RefSeq, a predicted model, not a curated record
AUGAGCGACAAGGCCGUCCGCAACCUGUGGAGGUGCCGGCAAACGUGCUUCGAGAUGCUGAAGGACCGCAAGUACGCCGUCGCGGAGGAAGAGACCGGCGAAGACUUCGACGCGUUCGCGGCGCGCUUCGCGGAGCGCGCGCACAACCGCGCCGCGAUGAGCUUCGUGGGCACUAGCAAACUCGACAGCAACGACCGCGUGCUCGUGUACUUCGCGGACGAGGCGGGCAAAGUCGGCGUCAAGCCGAUCAAGACGCUGGUCGACCAGCUCGACGAGCGCGCGCUGCGCGCCGCCGUCUUUGUCGCGCUGCAGCCGCUGACCACUUUCGCGAAGAACGCGAUCGCGGAGUACAGCAGCAACUACAAAAUCGACUUUUUUCUGGAAAGCGAGCUGCUCUUCAACAUCACCAAGCACUGCUACGUGCCCACGCACGUCAAGCUGACCGAGCAGGAAAAGGAAGUGCUGCUCGACUCCUACAAAAUCAAAGACGUGAUGCUCCCGCGCAUCUCGCAGCACGACGCCGUCGCGCGCUACCUCGGGCUCGUGCGCGGCGACGUGGUCAAAAUCAUCCGCGCGAGCGAGUCCGCAGGCCGCUACGUCACGUACCGGCUCUGCUUUUGA